Peromyscus californicus insignis is the source of this 733-nucleotide messenger RNA. RefSeq names its product MORN repeat containing 2 (gene Morn2). Bases 449 to 688 code for a protein of 79 amino acids. The transcript has 5 exons. The record is from RefSeq and is a predicted model, not a curated record. Lineage: Eukaryota; Metazoa; Chordata; Mammalia; Rodentia; Cricetidae.
CUGGCGAGCCAGGGGGAAUCGCAGAGUCGCGACAGUCUGUCCAACCCGUCUCCGUCAACAUCUUCAGAAGUGUAUAAGAUAAAGUUUAUAUUUCCAAAUGGCGACAAGUACGGUGCCUUAGAAACCCGAGGAAUCUGUCUUCCAUCCCCGGCCCUUCGUUAGUCCCAGGGAGCCGGAAAACAAAGACCAAGCAAAACCCCCACACGGGGUGGGGAGGCGGUUGUGAAUAGGCUUCUACAUAACGGGGUGGGGAGGCGGUUGUGAAUAGGCUUCUACAUAACUGUUACGUCGACCUAGUCCACGCUGCCCAUCUCAAAGCUCCAGGUCCCCUUCCUCGUUAGAUGGUGAGUGCAUCAGAACAGCUUCUGGGAUCUAUGAGAGGAAUGGGGCAGGCGUCCACAGCACUCCUAACGGAAUUGUCUACACGGGAAGCUGGAAAGAUGACAAGAUGAAUGGCUUUGGAAGACUUGAGCAUUUUUCAGGAGCCGUGUAUGAAGGACAAUUUAAGAACAAUAUGUUUCAUGGACUGGGGACUUACACAUUCCCAACUGGGGCAAAGUACACUGGAAAUUUCAAUGAAAAUAGGGUGGAAGGUGAGGGGGAGUACACUGAUAUCCAAGGCCUGCAGUGGAGUGGCAACUUCCACUUCACAGCAGCUCCCGGCCUGAGACUAAAGCUCUACAUGUAGACCUGCUGCCUUAAUGCCGCCGUGCGGCCACCGCAACUCCCCUGC